AUUGGGUAGUUUUGUUGUGAUUGAGUAAUGGCAAUUGACACCUUAUUCUAAGAAGCAAUGGUUUGUGAAGUUAUUACUAUAAACCCUAGACAAACGAAGCUAACGAAUUUUGGUAAGAACAGGGUCGUAACCUGUCGUGUGCUUAACUUAUUAUAAUUGUAUACUACUAAUUACUAAUCGAAGUGGCUAUAGGUACCCGAGUACCCAUCAUCGCCAAUGACUGUUCGCACCCGAAAGUCUUAGUAAUCGAAAAAAAACAUGAUCCGAACCAGAGGCUUAAUAAUCGACAAGUUUGCCGCGCUUUCUUUUAUAAAAAUGGAGGUUGGCAGCAUUUUUAACACCUAUGCGUCUUUUGAAGACGAAUUGAAUUAUUUUUGUAAAGAACACAAUGUGUGUUUCACUAAAAGAUCGUCAGAGAAGAUGAAAGAUCCCAAUUUGGAACACCUUAAAUAUGAAUAUAUAAUUCACUGUUGCAAACAAGGCGUUAAACGCAAGUCAAAGUCUUCAACGACAACUCAACAGGCCAAAGAAAAUCACAGGCCACAAGCGUAACUUGUAAGUAAUAAAGUAAUGAUAAUAGGUUAACUUUAAAUUUAGUUGGUCUCGUCAUGUAAUAAUUCUUUCUCCAAGCCAAUGAUUAUUACCACGGUAAAUGUAGAGGACGAAUGCCACUAUUUUAUCGAUGGCCGCGACUAAUGUAUCCCUAAAUCGAUCACUAUACUAUGCUAUGCCUAUGCCUAACCUGAACUUCAACCCUAAAUCGACCUCUCAACCUAACCUAAACCCUAAUUCACUGCAACUAUAAUAAAGAAGCAAAUGACGCAGUGGCAUUUGUGCUCUACAUUACCUUACCACUUUUGGCAAUUCGUUGAGAAUUUUUAUAUUUUCAGUUCUUUCAAAUUGGGAUGCCAGGCAAAGAUAAAGCUUGUUGCCAAGAGAAAUCCAUCUCGGCUAGAAAUCACCAAAUCAAUGCAUGAACAUACUGGCCAUGAAGUAUCAAAAGAAGUAAGUGCAUGUGCUGCGAAAAAUAUUUACAUAAUAAUAAUAAAUAGCUUAUUCUUGUGGCAGGUUGUUGUCACCUACAGGUACUCUAGUCUCUAGUACUAUAGAGUUUAGAUGGAUGCAUUUUAAAAGAAUGUUUUAUACCAUUCAUUAACCCAUUCAAUCUAGGGCGCUCAGAAAUUUUAUCACUGAAAACUUUUGGUUAAGGUUAAGGUUACCACCCUUACCAUAGAAAGGUUUUGAAACAAAUUAAGACAAAUCUAUUUAACAGUAUAAUUAAAUUUAAUAAAUUCUAAAUAUUCCAGACAGAGUUUAAAUCUUAAUUUUGAUUAUUGUGACAUAUAAUAAACAUAAAGCAUUUAUCCCCAAGGUAAAGGUUAGUUAUUUUUAUGUACACAGCGGUGAGCCCAGCCCUAGGCUGGGAUACCGCACUAUAUAAGAUCAAUGUUCCCUCUAAGGUUUGUUGUUUUGUGUGCAAAAUAAUACAGUUAUGUGCAAAGUUUUACAGCAUCAAUUUUUUUGUGUGCAAAAUUUUACAGUCCAGAAACACAAACACACACUUAGAAUGAAAUUUGCUGUGCGGAUACUCCAAACUGCUGCGCAGCGCCUGUGAGAUGGCUGCACGGCAGCGCAGCUUAAAGGGAACCUUUUAUAAGACCACUAAUAAUAAUAAUGUUUGCAGAGUAUAUUUUUUUACAUAAUACUUAUUAUUGCAAAGUAACCUUUGUGUAUUUUUUUUCCAGAUGUGCCGCUUGUAUCCGGAAAACCGCAAGGUGGAACUAAAUGCGGCAACGCUUCUGUUGAUGUCCUGCACCACGAUUCAGGCAUCUGAGGCCCGGCAAGUGCUUGAACAACAGCAUGAUGUGGAUUUGCUUCCCAGGGACAUUUACAAUAUUAAGUCAAGAAUAAAUAAAUCAUCUUCUGAUGCAACUGAAACUCAAUCUAUACUUCAUUCUAUAUCACAAGCUGGUGGAAGUGUGUCCUAUGGACUAACAGAAAGUGGGGAAUUUAAGUAUUUAUCAUACAUGACUGAUGAUAUGAUUAGAAUUAUUGCCCAAUAUCCAGAGGUUUUAUUAAUGGAUUUCACAUAUAAAACCAAUAAAUAUUUAUAUCCACUUUUGACUGUAAUGGUUAUUGAUGGAGAGGGCAGGGGCAUUCCUGUUCUUCAUGGUUUUGUAAAAAAUGAAGAUAAGGAAUCUAUUUCUCUUUGUUUGCAGCUUCUUCUGAAGAAUUCUGAUGCCAGUCUUUUCAAGUGCUUUGUGGUUGACAAAGACAUGGCUGAAAUCUCUGCUAUAAAUGAUCUCUUUCCAAAUGUACCUGUUAAUCUAUGUCAUUUUCACAUUAACCAGGCUGUGCACAGGUUUCUUUCGAAACAUGUAGGUCCUGAGCAUGUUAAGCCAAUUCUUGAAGGAUUUAUGUCUCAAGUUUAUACCGAGUCGUGUGAUGAAUUUUUAAAGUUGAUGCAAGACAUGAAAGAUACUCUUCCUGAUGUAGCUUUGGAGUAUUUUGAGUCGAACUGGUGGAGUAAGGCCCAUUUAUGGGCAGCAUCAUCCAAUGCUGAUGUUUUAAGACUCCAUGCGACAACAACAAAUCACUUGGAGUCUUAUCAUGCCAAAAUAAAAAAGAGUUUGACUCAUUAUCUUUCUUUUUCAUCUGCUCUUCGUAACCUUAUGUCUUUUGACAACUGCAAAAUUACAGUAUGUGAUCGUUUAAGAUUGCUUGCUGCAAACACAGCUCAGUAUACGUCAUCUGAUAAUGAUGAAAGUGUAAAUAAGAUUGAAAGUGUUGCUACUUCCUUUGCUGCUGCUCUAUUGCUCAAUCAGCUCAAAUUGUCACAAUCUGUUCCGUACUCUGUUGUCCCUGGAGAGGCAGAACUUUUUUCAGUAGCUUAUAAGGAACGUAUUUUUAGCUCAACAUCAGUUCAAUGUAAUUGUUCAUUUGCUAAAAAGAUGGCAUUACCUUGCAGACAUAUUUUUUCAGUUCGAAGACAUUUACAGCUUCCAGAAUUUUGUUCAGAGUUAAUUCCAUGCCGUUUUAGCAAACAUAGUGUUCCUAGAGUGGUUGCUUCUACUUCUAGUGGUUCAGUAACUUCUCAAAUUGUAUCUACUAGAAACAAUAAUUUUAAGACUCAAGAGGGUCGGUUUAAUCAUGCUAAAAGAAUUUGUAUGGGCUUGGCAAAUUUUUUGGCGAUGCAAGGAGAACAAGAUUUUGUAGAGAAAAUAUCCUUUCUUGAAACUACUAUAAGUCUCUGGAAAAGUCCUGAAAAUUUAGAUGAAAAUGAAUCGGGGUCACAACUUGAUGAAGGUGAACCACAAACAAGUUUCAUUCAAAGUCAACUAAUUGAUUUUGUUGAUAUAAAUGACAUUCAUUUUUCCCACGAGGAAACAGUUGCUGCAAAUAAUUUAGAAAAAAUUGAAACUGAAAAUAGUAUUAAUUCCUUUGGGAAGCUUAACUUUGACAGAGUUCGCCCAAAGGGGCGACCGAAGGUAAAGCAAAAUUUUACCCUGAAAAGAAAAAGAUAGCUGCCCCAACAAUUUUCCACUACUUGUAUAAAAUAAAUAUGUGAAUGUUUGUAAAUAAAUGGCUGUCGCUAUUCAAACCCGGGUCCAAUAGACCAAUGCUAUUCGGAUGUCAUUUGUGGUAAUUUAUUUUAGUUAAUGUUCCUUUAGUUAAACUGAAGAAUUAAGUUAACAAACAUAUAGUCCAUUCAAUUAUCUUUCAUUUGAUACCAAAUUUUGUCUUACAACCUAACAAUAAUUUUUUGGGAUGUGUUCAUGAUGUAUGCAUCAAUGUUGUUUCAGUGUCUUUUUCAGCUUUUAUAGAUAUAGCAUUUUCAUUAUAUAUUUUUUCUGACAUCAAUUGAUGAAUCAGGACGAAUAGUUUUGGAACUACAUAAUUGAAACUUUGCAUGCUUAUUUAAAUUGAGAUUCUUUACUUUAUGAUGGAUUGUUUUUAAACAAAUGUCUCAUAGGAAAAGUUUUCAGAGAAUGUUUGUAUUUAUGCAUUUUAUUUAUUAGGUUCGUGUGUUAAUUUUUUUUCCUAUCUUUUCUGUCUUAGUUUUCUAAUUGUUUUUUAAAUCAUGAAGGAUAUAUGUACAUGGUGUAUGCAUCCUAUAUCGUUCAUGCAGCCUCUAAUUUAAAAAAGCACAAUUUUAUUUUAUUUAUUUUUUUCAUUUUUCUCAAUUUUGCAUUUUUUGGAACGCCAAAUGAAUCGGGAGGAAAAGUAUUCUAGCUACAGCCUUCAAACAUUGCAUGCUUCUUUUCAUUGAUAUUCUUUACGAAAUUCAAGAGCUUUUUUUUAUAUAUAUAUAUAUAUAUAUAUCCAACUAGAAAGUUUUAUAACAUUUUUACAUUUGCUACCCCUGAAGAGUUCUCAAAUAUUUAUGUGACCCCCACAUACAUGCCAUUUGUAACAAUUCCAAUAACUGCUGUGUAAUAAUCUUCUUUAAACUUUUUGUCAAUGUUAUUCUUAAUAUGUAUGCCAAGUUUCAUUUACAAUACAGUACAAUAAUUUACAAUACAAUGCAAUACAAAUUUGUUUUUAAUCAUUUUGCGUAAAGUCAAAAUUGGUAUUAAAUGUUUAAUUUUUUGCAAUAAAAGUCACAACAAUUUUUUUUUAAAUUUAGUGGAUUUUUGUCUUUCUGUUUGUGUAUGGUUUGUAUGUACUGUAUUUUUUUCAAUGGCUCUAUUUAUUUAGGUUAUCAGUAUUUUAUUUUCAAUGUGGCAUGACUUAGUUGCCUUGAAACCAAACUCCCUUCACAGAUCACAUAUAUUUGCUCCCACUCAAUCAUUACGUCUGUACUUAAAUGAAGAAAUGAUACCGUACAAACAAUAGUUAACUGUACGGGUACCAACAAGGAAGGUGAGAAAGUAAAAGGAGACAAAUGGCAAAGGAAUGAUGUGACCUAAUUGAAUGAGUUUAAUGGCUGCCUACUCCAUACUGGCCCCUAAUUUAUUUUAUGGAUUACUUGGUUAAAAAAAAAAAAGACUAGUCCUCCAAAAAUAAGUCUCCUUCUCAUACUUUAUACAAUGGCAUCCUUUAACUUUAAGAUGUUCAUUGCAACUACCUUGUGAAUUAGGUCAAGUCAAAUGAGAAAGGUUGUUGAAAGGAGAUUCAAGAUAUCAGGAAUAACAGUUAGUGUCCGCAUGUAUGACUCCCAGUGCCAAGGAAAAGGUUUAAAAUUGGUGGUUUUGUUCUGACUAAGCCAAGCUCUCUUAGAGGAAUAGUUGAAAUAAAUUCAUUAUGAAUGAAAUUUUCAUUAUUUAGAAUACCUAAUUAAAUCAUAAAGUACUGUGUGAUUAAAUCUUUUAAGUUAAACAAUACACAUAAAUAGUCUUAAAUAAAGGAUUUAAUUUUAAUAAUUAAAUUAAUAUUAUUACUUUUCUAAAAUUCAAAUAAAAACAACAAAUGUAUCUAAAUCAUCUUCAUUACUAGAUUUUAAAAAAAAAUAAUUGAUCUCCGAAAAUGGCUUAAACUAAAAAAAAGAAAAUAAGAAAGAAAAAAAAUCUACCUGUACUAAGAGAAAUUAACAAAGCAAAAAUAAAAAAACAACUAAAAAUAAUAAAACUAUGAAUCAAUCAAAUAAACAAGGAGAAAAAACAAUUUCAAAAAAUAAUUCUCAUACUAUUAUUGUUAUCACAUUCGGCUCCGAAGCCAUUUAAUAUGUACGAAGCCACUCCGGGUGCGAAUUGUCAUUGGCGACCAUAGGUACCCGGGUACCUAUAGAUGCAGCCAUUACUAAUAAUUAUUAGCAGUGAAAGUCAACAUUGAUUUUAAUUUUUUCCUUGUUUGGCUUUGUAUCGCACUGAGAAUGCUACUUUAUACCAAUUACGGUAUUUUAUGAUGGGCUGUUCUUUACUACUUAUAGCUACAAUUUUGUAAUAAAUAUUUUGUAUAUAUUUUUAGACAAAUAUGAAGGCAUUUCAACCACACUUUCUUUUGCCUGUGAGAUGUUUCAGCCUCAGUGCCGUUACUAAGUUUAAAAAUAAAUUGAUUCACUCCCCUCAAGUGACUCUGCCUCUUAACUUUAUCCAUGGGCUCCGAGUUGAUGGAGGAGGGGGAAAUACCUUUCCACUCACAGCACCUGCAACAGGUUUGUAUUUUAAUACAGAAAACUUCUGUCAUAUCCCAAUUUACAUCUUGUAUAAAGUCAAAAGAGUGUGAGUGUCAUGAACUAUUGAUCAAGUUAUUGGAUUUCCUAUAUAUUUAUUAUUUACAAGUUGGCUCUUUCUUGAUAUGCAUCGCAUAUUGCCUCUGAAUUCAAAGGUACAUGUAAUCAAUCAAUAGGGAAUUAAGUUUACCACUAUAUAACUAAACACUGAAGUACUAAUAUAUAAAGAUACUAAAUUUACUGCUUUAUUUUAACAAUGUUGCUCAUCAAUGAUUUGUUUUGAUAUCUAUAAAGGCAUAUUUGACUUCAUGAUAUUUUAGUGGACGUUUAACCCCCCACCCGCAUGCAUGGUUGUGCCAAGAAUAGCUUUGAUUUGAUUAAUUUUAAGACUUUUUUUAAAAAAAUAUUUUAAUUUUGCAUUGUCAAAUUCAUCUUUAUAAAAAAUAUAUUCAUAAGUAAAAUCUUAUCUCCUUUUUAAAAAAGAAAAUAAUAAAAAUUUAAUAAAAAAUAAUUUCAUGAAUUUAUUAAUACCUACAGGUAAAACUUUAAGAGAAGUAUCAAAUUCUAAUAAAAAGGAUAUUGAUGAUGCAGUUAAGGUGGCAAGACACUCAUUCAAAGUCUGGUCUAGAUGGUCUGGAUUUGAGAGGGGUCAAGUACUGAGAAAAGCUGCAAUUAUAAUGAAGGUAAUUUGCAGCACAAGUGCAGGGCCUGUGCAGAUCUAUGAUUAGAUACCAUAAGGCUUUAAAAACAAUGACAUGUGAGAUGAGGGAAAAUGUUGGUGAAUUUACUCACUAAAUUUCUCCCUGCAAAACACAUAAUUAAAAUUGGUCUAUGAAUGCCAUAUGAAGGAUGCUAAAAUGCUUUUUUUUUUAAUGCUUUCAAUGCAGGUUAAAAAUAUAAUAAAAGUCCAUUUUGAAAUUAUCUCAUAUGUUUGUUGCGUCUCUUACUUAUAAUAUUUUUCAUUUAUUGCAGAACAGACUUGAAGAAUUGGCAUAUACUGAAGUUCUUGAUACAGGGAAACCAAUAUGGGAGGCUCGUCUUGAUGUGCUGGGUUGUGCUCAAACCAUCGAUUACUUUGGUGGUUUGGCACCAACCAUUACAGGUACACAAAGAGGGGAAGUUAUAUUUAUAUCAUGAUAAAGUUUUUUAAAACUUUAAAUAUUAUUUUUUAUCUAGCUAUUAAUUAUUAAAAGGUCAAAUUGAUGUAACUAUUUAUUUUAUUAGGUGAUUUUCAAAGAGUCUCUGAUGAAAGCUUUGCAUACACAAUAAGGGAACCUUUAGGUGUUGUUGGAGCUAUUGGUGCAUGGAAUUAUCCUUUACAGAUGGCCUCUUGGAAAUCAGCACCAGCUUUAGCCUGUGGUAAUACAGUUGUUUUUAAGCCAUCACAACUCACACCGCUUACAGCAGUUAUGUUGGGAGAGAUUUAUCAAGAGGCCGGGCUUCCAGAUGGAUGCUAUAAUGUUGUACAGGCAAGUUCCAUUAACAAAAAUUUUUUUUAAAAAUUAGUAAUUAAUAUGAACUCCAAAAAAGCUUAAAUGCAUUUUUUUUUAAUUUAACAGGGAGAGGCAGAGACAGGUCAGUUGCUCUCUUCACAUCCAGACAUUAACAAGAUUUCUUUUACAGGCAGUGUUGCAACAGGUUCAAAGAUCAUGGCAAUGUGUGCAGAGGUAAAUGCGUUUUCGCUUUAUUUUAUUAAUGGAAGAUUUCCUUUGAUUUAGACUUUUCAAAAUUGAACGUGUUUUUUUUUAUAAAAUAAUUUUCCACAUUAUAUUGCAUUCAUGAAAAGUUCUUUAACUGCGAGUAAAAUUUUUGGAAAUUUUAUUUUUAACUCUUUCGCUGCGGCGCAACGCACAGCGCGUUCAUCCGCAGUUCUGAAAAGCACGGAUCAACGCGCUCUGCGCUGUUUCAAUAUCAUGUUUGUUUCUUUGCUAUUUCUCGUUUAAACUUUUUAAGAGCUAUUUUUAAAUAAGAAUUUUACAUAGGAGAGUGGUACUUCAUUGUUUAAAAGCGAAAUCAAGGUUUAUUUGUUGUUAUUCGAAGCAUUAUUUUAAUUAUUUUCUUCGCUAUUUUUUCUACUGUUGCUAUGGCUACUCUAGGCCCUAGUAGCUGAGUAAGUUUCCUAGACGAUUAACAGCUCAAAAAGUUUUGGAAUUGUUUUAUACUAAUUCUUUUGAUAGUGAAGAUGAUUUAUAUUUAGAUCCAUCACAUGAUUCCGAUAGUAGUAGUUUUAGAGGAUUUGAGUUAUAGAAGUGAAGAUGAGAUAUGUGUACAACAUAGGGUUUGGGGGAAAAUGGUUUAGCAUAUAAUGUUUUCACAUUUUAUGGUUCUUUUCUGUAACUUAUUUUACUUAAACUGAAGAAAUAAGUUUACAAACAUAUAGUCCUUUCAAUUAUCUUUCAUUUGAUACCCAAUUUAGUCUUAUAAACCAAAAAAUUAUAUUUUUUAAUAAAUCCAACCUCUCAUUCUUUUUUGCUCUUUUAAAAAAAUGUACAUUUUUUCUAUAAAAAAAUUCCUCAGCAAAAGAGUUAAUAUUUUUGUGUUUUUUUUAAAGGGUGUGAAACAUGUAACGCUUGAGCUAGGAGGAAAAUCCCCACUCAUAAUAUUUGCUGAUGCUCAUCUAGACAAUGCUGUGAAGGGAGCAAUGUUGGCUAACUUUAGUAACCAGGGACAGGUAAUCUCAAUCUAUUAUCACAAAAAUAAUGGCCCUUUAACUCUCCAAUACCACUAAAUCAAAUCACAUGUAAUAUAAAAUUUUAAUUUCCAGAUAAUUUUCAAACGCUGAAUCUAAAUUAAAGGUUUUCCCAUUCUCACUGCAUGGAACUAGUACCCCAAAAUCCCACUAUGCUGGCCAACCGCCCUACUCAAGCAAAAGGCAUCCCAUAAGCUCCCAAAAACACAAAAAACACCCCCCAACUUCCCCCUCUAUCCUUGACCACCCCAAAAAUGCAAACCUCCACCUACUUAAUAUCAACUGCCAAAGCAUAGAAUCAAAGAGACAAGAGCUCGCAGCCAUAAUACAAUACAUCAAGCCCGACAUAAUAUGUGGAACAGAAUCAUGGCUCAGAGGCAUAAAACCAUCAGGAGUUCCACAAGGCACAGUGCUGGGUCCCCUUCUCUUUCUGUCACAUAAACGACCUACCCGAUACAGUAAAUUCUCACGUGCAGCUGUUCGCUGACGACUGUCUUAUCUACAGAGAGAUAAACAGCAACAAUGACCACAACCACCUCCAAACAGAUUUGAAGUGCCUUUUGAAUUGGGCAGGCAAAUGGGGCAUGAAAUUUAAUGAAACCAAAUGCUACACUAUGACAAUCUCAAGAAAAAAAACAUCAACUCAUAUUUACUCACUAAACGAGACAAUCCUCCAAGUAACCAAUAGUCCAUACCUUGGAAUUCUCUUCUCAAAUAACCUAAAAUGGUCACCCCAUAUAAACAAAAUUUAAAAAAAAGCCAACUCCACCCUAGGUUUCAUCCGAAGAAAUCUGCGCCACUGCCUAACUUCCUGCAAACAGAAUGCCUAUCUCGCACUCGUCCAUCCACUACUGGAAUAUGGUGCAAUCAUCUGGGACCCACACCUUAAGCAAGAUGUGGACACGAUGGAGCGAAUUCAACGUAAUGCAGUGCGUUUUAUCGCUCGCGACUACAAAGCCACCACUCCUGGCUUCGUCACUGGUCUCUUAAAAAGAUUUGACAUCCCGCCCCUUAAAGACAGACGAGAGGGACUCCGCCUGACAUUCUUAUAUAAAGUGAUCAUGGGACAAUCUUUCUUCCCAUGCACAAUAAUAGCAUGGAACAACCUAAACGAUGCCACUGUGAACUCGACAUCAGUCAAAAGCUUCAAGGCUGCCCUGGCAUCAGCUAGGAGCUGUUAGAAUAGCAACAUCAUACCCCCAACCGUUGCAAAGAUGCCAGUACAUGGAUGCAGCAACGAAACAUUACCAGAACCAGAAUAUUUUACAUCUAAUUUAAAAAGAAUGAAAUCUUCUGUUUAAAUUACUUGUGGAAACUACAGAGGUUAAUUGGAUGCUACUGGGAAAAUAUGAGCCAUUUGUUCUUUUCCAUGUUUUCAAUUGUGAAAAUUAUAGCAAUUUAACCACUAUUCUGUUCUUGUCGACGAGCAUGGAGGAUGCCAACAAUAUAUGGUCAGAAAUCAUUGCUUGAUAUCAAUUCGGUAAACCUAGAUGAAUCUGAUGAUCCUUUUUUUUUUUUAAUUGUGGGCCAGAGUAAAUUUUUCUUAAUUAGACUGGAAGUUAUCAAGGUAAUUAAAAAGAAGUAUACUAAAAAGAGGAAGGGUAAUUAAAUUAUGUUUAAUGUUCAUCUGACUUAAAUUAUCACUGUUAUCUGGUAAAAGAAACAGAAAGGGAUAGCUGUAUAGAUUAAAUUUUAUGUGGGAAAAAACAUUUUAAAAUUUAUGUUUAAUUGUGCUACAAAAGCCAAUUGGAAAUUUUUAAAAAUAUAUCAAUCAGCAUCCUUUCUGUGAGUUUAAGCUAGACCCUAAACUGUGAACAUGUUUAAUUAAGAUUUAAAUUAAUUUAAUAAAUUUGUUUUGGUUCAUACCAACAAUAAUUUUUCCCAUUUUUGCAAUUUUAUACUACAAUGAUCAUGUUAAUUAGACCUUUACUGGCCUCGAUUAGCAUUUUCUAACACUUUAUUAGUUUAAUCUGAAGAGACAGAAAAUCAUUUUAGCUUUUAAAAAAAUGGAUGUCUUUUUUACUGAAAAAUCUAGGGUACAAAGGGGUUAAGGCAAUCGAAGACAUACUUUUAUUAAAUUUAUAAAUUUGACAUUUUAAAAAAAAAAUUAACAUUAACAUUUUAGGUAUGCUCAAAUGGAACUCGGGUGUUUAUUGAAGAAUGCAUUGCUGAAGAAUUUCUUACAAAAUUGAUAAGCAGAGUAAAAAAAAUGAAAAUAGGAGACCCUAAUUGUGAUGGUACUACAGUUGGUGCGACCAUUAAUGAAAAUCAUGCAAAAAAAGUCUUAGCAUAUAUUGACAUAGCUAGAAAAGAGGUGAGUGCCUUGGAAUGCUGAUCCAACUGAUCUUUAAUUUAAUUAAUAUAAUAAAAUAUUAAGAAAUCAUAAUAAGAAGUAAAAAAAAGCAGAUUUCUAAUUUGAAAGUUUAAAAAAAUAUUUCAUGUUUAAAAAAAAUAGGAAUAUGGAUGUAAUCUUAGUUUUUAGCCUAUUAUUUUAGGGUGCGACAGUGGCAUAUGGAGGAGAACGUGUUGAAAUGGAGGAUCCUAACCUUGCAGGAUACUACUUAAGACCAUGCAUAUUAACCAAUUGCAAAGAUGAAAUGACUGUUGUUAAGGAAGAGAUAUUUGGAGCAGUAAUGUCUGUGCUAACAUUUAGAUCAGAGGAGGAAGUUUUGAAAAGAGCUAACAAUACAGAAUUUGGUUUGGCUGGUGGUGUGUUUACAAGGUUAGUAGAUAACAUCUUAUAUCCACGUCCUUAAAUGUUACUUCCUCUUAGAUGAUUUAUUUACAUACUUCAAAUAUAACAUAAUGGAACUUAAUUAAUGCAAAAUUUAAUUUCAUUACUUUUCAGAGACUUGCAGAGAGCUCACAGGGUUGUAUCAAAUAUUGAGGCAGGAUCUAUAUAUGUAAAUAACUACAAUAUCUACCCAGUAGGCAUUCCUUUUGGUGGCUACAAGAAAUCAGGCAUAGGGAGAGAAAAUGGAGCUGAUACACUUAAGUAUUAUACUCAGAUUAAAUCGGUCUAUGUUGAAGGAGGCGAUGUUGAAUGUCCUUAUUAGUUAUUUCUUAUUCAACUACACCCAACAUAACUUAAAUAAUUAAAGGAUAAUGAAAUUUAAACGCACACAAUACACAUAAAAUUAAUUUUUGGAUUUACCUAUUGAAAUUAUGUUAAAAAUUGAUGCAAAAAUGUAAUGAACCAAUAAAUUAUUGUUCACUAGAAUAUUUUGCUUUAUGCAGGUAUUUUAUUUUUAUUUCAUAUUAUUACUUAAUUUUAGAUAAAACUUAGCGGUGUUUUUCAGAUUAAAUAAUCUCAUAAUAUUAAAUCCCUGCAUGCAAUCAACAUAAUAUUAAAAAUAUCCACUUAUUUUAACAAAAACAUUAAGACUAGAUAGAACACCUAAUUUCAAAGGAAUUCAGUAUGUUCAAUAUUUAAAUUGAAUACUCAGUAAUGACUAAUAAAAUUAAAACUUACACAAUAGCCUUGCAGUGGCUUAGCAUAUGUGCUUGAAUCGAUCUUUUAAAUGGUAUAAUUUUAUUAGUAUACAUGCUACAAUUGUAAGAAAAUAUGUUCUUGGAAGUUGUGCAAAAUGCUUAAGAAACACUGCUUUCCAACAGUUUGGAGUACCUAAUAUAAAAUAUUACUUCAGCUUGUUACCUUGAUGCUCUCUUUUCAGUUCUCCUGGAUUUUUUGUUUGUUGGUCUUACAUGCUGUUUCUAUGAAACAAGAUCAAUGCAUUCUUUUUAAAUUUAAAUGUUAACGUUUUCUUAACAAAUUCAAAACUCAAUGUUUAUGUUAAUUUGUUAUGAUACAUAAUAUGUUAUAUGCAAAGUGUAAACAAGUCAUUGGGAGCAUUGUUUAUUGGAAUAUCUCCAAAGAAAUGGUAAAAGUUUGAUAAAACUUUCAAAUAAAACAAUUGUUCAUCAAUGGGUUGUGUAAUUGUUUUACUUAUAUCAUGUAAAAAAAUAAAAAGAAGACUUGAUAAAAAGUAUUUAUCAUUUAAUGCAUUUUUGACAAUGGGACAAAAGUAUUUCAUUUUCUCUUUUCUUUUGUUUUUACCUCUCUUCCACUUAAAAAAUAGAUGUACAAAAACAUUAUUAAUACUCAUAAAUAACACAUUAUAUUCAUACCCUAUUUGAAUGCCAAUUAUAACAUUGUAUUUAAAAGAUGUGUAUAGAACAACUACAAGCUAUAGAAACCUCAUGCAGAUAUGUUAUUACUUUUAACAAAUUCGCAAAAUAACUUUCCAAUCAAUCACCCUUGAACUUCAACAAGGCAAUAAUUUCCACAAGAGGCACUAUAUUUAAGCAGCCAAAGGGAAAAAAUUUUUAAUGACUAUUUUAGAUCUCUAAAAUGAUGUACAUGUUUCAACAGUAAAGAGACAUGUACCCCAAUUCACCAAAUAUUGAAGGUUUUGUAAUAAUGAUUUUUUAAUUUAAAAAGAAAACUUUGUUUUUUGGGUGUACAUGGACUUAAAUUUUUUAGAAGUCGUUCUCCAUAGUACAUUUUUUAAAUUAUAAUUUUAAAUAAUAUAACCAAAUUGCAACACACGAAUGUUUGCAUUAGUAACAAUUCCAUUAAUUUUAAUAUGCACAUAUGCAUGUACCAAAUAAGUGAGAAGUACUGGAAUGCCCAAAAAAAUAAUAAAAUUUUAUUAGAACAAAAUUAUAGAUAGCUGCUCUUUCAAAGAAUGAGUCUUUAAUUAUUUUUUUUAAAUUGAGCUUUCAAAUUGUAAACCUGUAUUUUUAAAAAUUAUCAAAAUAAAUUAACUUAAUAUAUGCUACCAAUGUAUUUUAAGUUCUUUUCAUUUUCAUGGAACAGGCAAGUUAAACCAAGACAUUUAAGUUUCCUUUCUUUUUAAACACUAAACAAAACAAAACAUACUUCAAUUUAACAUUACUAUUUUAAAUAAAAGCAAAUUAGCCAAAAUGUGUUCCUAAAAAUGUAGAAAAGGUGGAAAAGCAAAUGAAUGUAAAUUAAAGUUUAACAAACAAAAAAAUAAUCUUAAUAUUUUAGAUUUAGUAUCUUGGCUUUUUGUGUUGUUUUAAAAAGAUUUUACUGGUAAAGUUAAUUGAAAUUUUAUUUCAAAGGUAUCAACACUGAAGUUUCAUUUUAUUUGCCAAAAAUAAACUAUUACAUUGCAUUAAGCUACCAAUAUUAUUUUAAAAAAUUUGCCAGCAGUCACGUUAGUAUAAAAAUGCGCAUUUUGUUUUAUUUUUUUCAUAAAUGCACAAGAAAUCCCAAAACGGACAGUGAUGGGGAAAAUAACAAAAACUAGUUCAGUUUGUAAAAUCCUGAUUCUAUGCUAAUAAUAUGAACACAAAGACCUAAUUUUAUCCGAAACAAUUUUAUCUUCUUCAUCUAUUGCUGUUUUUUUUAAUCCUUAAAAAUAGGAUACAAGACAUAUUUAAAAUGUAUAAUUUAAUUAUUUUAAGAAUAUGCUGACAUUCAUUG
This is a messenger RNA of Lymnaea stagnalis (great pond snail), 14253 nucleotides long. The record is from the annotation of a GenBank genome assembly. Lineage: Eukaryota; Metazoa; Mollusca; Gastropoda; Lymnaeidae.